AGGGACUUCCUUGUCGCGAGCCCAGGCCUGGAGGGGUCCGGACUCGUAACUCCGCGGUCCUGCCAGCCCGAGUGUAGCUCGCAGCCGUCAGUCAGGUUCAGAGUACAGGUCCUCUCCCCGCACGCCCCGCGCUCGCUGACAUGCCCAACCCCAGCAGCGCCUCCUCUCCCUACUCCCUCCCUGAGGAGAUUAGGAACCUGUUGGCAGAUGUUGAAACAUUUGUAGCAGACACUCUGAAAGGGGAGAAUUUAUCCAGGAAAGCGAAGGAAAAGAGAGACUCCCUUAUUAAGAAGAUAAAAGAUAUAAAGUCUACCUAUCUUCAGGAGUCUCAGGACAAAGGUGAUGCGGAAGACGGGGAUGAAUAUGACGACCCCUUCACUGGGCCUCUGGACACCGUGUCCUUAGCCUCGGAGCGAUGCGAUAAGGAUGACGAAGGCCCCUCCGAUGGAAAUCAGUUUCCCCCGAUUGCAGCACAGGACCUGCCCUUUGUCAUGAAGGCGGGCUACCUUGAGAAGCGUAGAAAAGAUCACACCUUUCUGGGGUUUGAAUGGCAGAAGCGGUGGUGUGCCCUCAGCAGGACGGUCUUCUACUAUUACGGAAGUGACAAAGACAAACAACAGAAAGGUGAAUUUGCAAUAGAUGGCUACAGUGUCAGAAUGAAUAACACUCUCAGGAAAGAUGCAAAGAAGGAUUGCUGUUUUGAAAUAUCUGCUCCUGAUAAACGCAUCUAUCAGUUUACAGCCGCUUCUCCCAAAGAUGCUGAGGAAUGGGUACAGCAACUGAAGUUUGUAUUACAAGACAUGGAAUCCGAUGUGAUUCCCGAGGACGAUGAUGAAAAAGGAGAAGUCUAUGAUGAUGUUGACCACCCCCUGCCGGCCAGCAGCCCACCAGCCCACCACGGACCAGUAGAUGAAGAGAUUUAUGAGGAGCUUCCAGAAGAGGAAGAGGAUGCCACUCCAGUGAAGACAGAAGAAAGGAGGCCCAGUCAGGACAGUGUCCAGCUCGGUUCAGGAGAUAAAAGCACUGAUUAUGCUAAUUUUUAUCAGGGUUUGUGGGACUGCACAGGAGCGCUGGCUGACGAGCUGUCAUUUAAGCGUGGUGAUGUGAUCUACAUCCUGAGCAAGGAAUACAAUAGAUAUGGCUGGUGGGUAGGAGAAAUGAAAGGAGCCAUUGGCUUGGUGCCUAAAGCCUACAUAAUGGAGAUGUAUGAUAUUUGAGAGUCCCGGAAUACUUUGAAAUGAGAGCAUCGUGGAGAGGCAGGAGGACGCAUCCCCGACCUCGCCGCGUUUGGCAAACAUUCCUCGACU
This is a messenger RNA of Ochotona princeps (American pika), 1307 nucleotides long. RefSeq names its product src kinase associated phosphoprotein 2 (gene SKAP2). The record is from RefSeq and is a predicted model, not a curated record. Gene Ontology annotation, molecular function: protein binding. Gene Ontology annotation, cellular component: cytoplasm; plasma membrane. The transcript is spliced from 13 exons. Lineage: Eukaryota; Metazoa; Chordata; Mammalia; Lagomorpha; Ochotonidae. Bases 141 to 1217 code for a protein of 358 amino acids.